This is a messenger RNA of Orycteropus afer afer, 5718 nucleotides long. Lineage: Eukaryota; Metazoa; Chordata; Mammalia; Tubulidentata; Orycteropodidae. The record is from RefSeq and is a predicted model, not a curated record.
AUGGACAGGAACUACCCCAGCGCCGGCUUCGGGGACCCGCUCGGCGCCGGGGCGGGAUGGAGUUACGAGAGGUCAGCGAAAGCUAGCUUGGUCUAUGGCAGCUCUAGGACCUCGCACCCCGAGACGGACAUCUUACACCGCCAGGCCUACGCGGCCCCCCACCCACUGCAAAGCUAUGCCACCAACCACCACCCCGCAGGCCUCUCUGGACUCUUUGACACUGGCCUUCACCACGCGGGCUCAGCUGGGCCCGACGCCUCCGUCAUGAACCUCAUCUCGGCCCUGGAGUCUCGGGGCCCCCAGCCUGGCCCCUCUGCCUCUUCGCUCCUCUCCCAGUUCCGCAGUCCUUCCUGGCAAACAGCCAUGCACACGCCAGGCCCCACGGAGCUGUUCAUCUCAGGCGCCCUGCCAGGUUCCAGCACCUUCCCAUCCUCCUCUGCCCUCUCGGCCUACCAACACCCCGCUUCCUUUGGCAGCCGCCCCUUUCCCGUGCCCUCAUCCCUCAGCCUCCAGGACCCCCCAUUCAGUCCCCCUGCUAACGGGCUUCUGUCCCCUCAUGACGUGUUGCACCUGAAGCCCUCACAGGCACCCACAGUGUCCUCCUCCCUGGGCUUUGAGCGCCUGGCGGGAGGUGGUGUCCUGGGGCCUGCCAGUCUGGGCCCAGCUCAGACCCCUCCUUACCGUCCCGGCCCCCCGGACCCACCCCCACCUCCUCGCCACCUCCCGACUCAGUUCAAUUUGCUGGCUUCCUCUUCUGCUGCUGCCGCCGCCGCCGCCGCCGCCGAGCAGUCCUCCCCCCAGCUCUACAACUUCUCCGGUGCUGCCCCGGGCCCCCCGCCGCCCGAGCGGGCCCUGCCCCGCCAGGACACUGUCAUCAAGCACUACCAGCGGCCGGCCAGCGCCCAGCCCCCACCGCCCCCACCACCAGCCCACGCCCUCCAGCACUACCUGAGCUGUGGGGGUAGCUAUCCUUCUAUGAGUCACCGGGCCAACCUGGCCUGCAGCCCCUUGGGUGGUGGGGAGCCCUCCCCGGGGGCUGGGGAGCCGAGCAAGGCCGGGCCUAGUGGAGCGAAUGCUGGGGCGUCGGGCCGGGCCACGGGCCCGGAGGCGGCUGGAGGAGGCGGAGCAGGGGGUGGUGGCGGCGGUUACCGCCCUAUCAUCCAAUCACCGGGUUACAAGACGGGCAAAGGCGGUUACGGGGCAGCUGCGGGGGCCGCCACCAGGCCCCCACCGCCCCGCUCCACCGCCACGCCUAAGUGCCAGAGCCUUGGGGGGCCGGCAGCAGCCUACGCUUCCGGGAAGGGCCCCGGGGCUGGCGGGGCAGGGGGCCAGGCCUACUCCCCCGGUCAGCCCCAAGGGCUGCUGGGACCCCAGGCCUACGGGCAAGGGUUUGGAGGGGGACAGGCACAGGACUUGAGCAAAGGCCCCAGCUACUCGGGGGGGCCCCCGCAGCCUCCAGGUGGCCCCCCUCCUCCUGGUCUGGCCACGUGUCAGAGCUACUCUCCGGACCAGCUGCAGGGACAGCUCUACGGGGUGCAGGGCGAGCCGUACCCAGGGCCCGCCGCCCACUCGCAGGGGCUGCCCACCGCCAGCCCCUCGCUCAGCUACAGUACUGGCCACUCCCCGGCGCUCUCCGGCCACGGAGGGGGCUGGGGUCCCGGCUCCCUGGGCGGCGGUGGGGAGGCCAGCCCGUCCCAUAUCAUCCGCCCGCUGCAGUCGCCGCCAGCCACUGGCCGCCCACCUGGUGUCGCCUCUCCAGGAGCCCCUGGCAAGUACCUGAGCUCGGUCCUUGCCUCAGCCUCGUUUCUGGCGCCCCCGGGAGCUGGCAGCUACGCGCCCGGCACAGGUGGUUACAAGGGCAAGGGGGACGGUUCGGAGCUCAUGGCCGGCCCCGGCGGACCACCGGCUGAGCGCACCGAGGAUGAGGAGUUUCUCAUCCAGCACCUCCUGCAGGCCCCCAGCCCCCCGCGGACCUCAGGGGCAGAUGGCUUGGUGGGCGAGGAUGGGGCGGCAGAUGCCUCCAAGGGACUUGGUGGGGGUGGCGGGGCCGGGGGGCCACCGGGCACACCCUACGAGUUGGCCAAGGAGGACCCUCAGCGGUACCACCUGCAGAGCGUUAUUCGUACCAGCGCCAGCCUCGAUGAGGGGGCCACAACAGCCCUGGAGCUGGGCCUGGGGAGGCUGAAAGAGAAGAAGAAAGGGUCAGAGCGGGGCGGUGAGACCCCCGAGGGCUUGGCCACCUCUGUGGUCCACUAUGGGGCCGGUGCCAAGGAGCUGGGGGCCUUCCUGCAGAAGAGCCCGCCGCCCCCACCGCCCUCGGCCCAGGCCGCCCAGCCCACGCCCCACAGCCUCCUCCUCGAAGCCGGGGGCCCCGACCUCCCAUUGGUGCUGCCUCCCCCUCCCCCCCAGCUUCUGCCCUCGGUUCUCAGCCACGCCCCCAGCCCUUCUCCCGGCGCCCCCAAAGUUGGCGUCCACCUCCUUGAGCCGGCUGCCCGGGAUGGAGCCCCCCAGCCGCCGCCGCCUCCCCCGCCGCCACCCCCCAUUCCUCUCCAGCUCGAGGCGCACCUCCGUAGCCAUGGCCUGGAAGCUGCCGCCCCCAGCCCCCGCCUGCGCCCCGAGGAGAGCCUGGAGCCUCCGGGGACCAUGCAGGAACUGCUCGGGGCCCUGGAGCCCCUGCCUCCGGGGCCCGGGGACACCGGUGUGGGCCCCCCAAACGCGGAGGGGAAGGACCCGGCGGGUGCCUACCGCAGCCCCAGCCCGCAAGGCCCCAAGGCCCCCCGCUUCGUGCCACUCACCUCCAUCUGCUUCCCUGACUCUCUGCUCCAAGAUGAGGAACGCAGCUUCUUCCCCACCAUGGAGGAAAUGUUUGGUGGAGGGGCAGCUGAAGACUACGGCAAGGCCGGGCCACCUGAGGACGAGGGUGACCCCAAGGCGGGUACCGGGCCACCGCCAGGCCCCCCAGCCUAUGAUCCCUAUGGGCCCUACUGCCCAAGUCGGGGGUCCGGAGGUGGGCCGGAGACACCGGGCCUGGGUCUGGACAAGCCCCCUGAGCUGCCCUCUACCGUCAACGCUGAGCCCCUGGGCCUGAUUCAGAGCGGGCCCCACCAGGCCGCGCCGCCACCCCCACCGCCACCGCCACCCCCACCGCCCACCUCUGAACCCAAGGGCGGCUUGACCUCGCCCAUCUUCUGCUGUACAAAGCCAAAGAAGCUGCUGAAGACGUCCUCCUUUCACCUGCUCAGACGUCGAGACCCACCCUUCCAGACGCCCAAGAAGCUCUACGCCCAGGAGUAUGAGUUCGAGGCAGAUGAGGACAAGGCCGAUGUGCCUGCUGACAUCCGCCUCAACCCCCGCCGCCUGCCCGACUUGGUGUCCAGUUGUCGCUCCCGCCCGGCCCUCUCACCCCUGGGUGACAUCGAUUUCUGCCCGCCGAACCCCGGGCCCGACGGCCCCCGGCGCCGAGGCCGCAAGCCCACCAAGGCCAAACGCGAUGGCCCGCCCCGGCCCCGAGGGAGGCCCCGCAUCCGUCCACUGGAGGUCCCCACCACGGUGGGGCCUGCCUCUGCCUCCACACCCGCUGACGGGGCCAAGAAACCCCGGGGCCGGGGCCGGGGCCGGGGCAGGAAGGCGGAGGAGGCGGGGGGCAACCGGCUGGAGCCCCUGAAGCCGCUGAAGAUCAAGCUGUCUGUACCCAAGGCGGGCGAGGGCCUGGGCGCUUCGUCCGGCGACGCCGUGUCGAGCACCGACCACAACAGUCUGGACUCGAGUGUGACGCGGGAGAGGAUCGAAGCCAAGAUCAAGGAGGUUGAGGAGAAGCAGCCGGAGAUGAAGUCGGGUUUCAUGGCCUCCUUCCUGGACUUCCUCAAGUCUGGCAAACGCCACCCGCCGCUCUACCAGGCCGGCCUGACGCCCCCGCUCAGCCCCCCCAAGAGUGUGCCGCCCCCGGUUCCGGCCCGUGGCAUGCAACCACAGCCUCCCUCCGCACCGGCCCUGCCGCACCCGCCACCCACCGGCGCCUUCGGGCUGGGGGGCGCUCUGGAGGCCGCCGAGAGCGAGGGGCUGGGCCUGGGCUGCCCCUCGCCCUGCAAACGCCUGGACGAGGAGCUCAAGCGGAACCUAGAGACGCUGCCCUCCUUCUCCUCGGAUGAGGAGGACUCGGUGGCCAAGAACCGUGAUCUGCAGGAGAGCAUCUCGUCGGCCAUCUCUGCCCUUGACGACCCGCCCCUCGCUGGGCCCAAGGACACCCCUGCCCCGGACGGACCCCCCUUGGCCACUGCAGCUGCGGUUCCAGGGCCCCCCACCCUCUCAGCGCUGCCCAGUGCUGCCAGUGAUGGCACCCCCGAGCCCCCUCUGCUGGAGGAGAAGCCCCCGCCCUCCCCGCCACGGGCACCCACUCCUCAGCCACCACCACCGCCAGCCCUGCCGUCUCCACCCCCUCUGGUGGCCCCCGCCCCCAGCUCACCGCCGCCGCCGCCGCCACCACCACCGCUACCGCCACCCACACCUGUGCUGCCCCCCCCCCCACCCCCGCCACCACCACCGCCUCUACCAGCCGCCACUCCUCCUGAGGAGCCCACCACCGCCCCGUCCCCCGAGGACUCGGAACCGCCCGACGCCCGUCCCCUGCACCUGGCCAAGAAGCAGGAGACAGCGGCCGUGUGCGGCGAGACGGACGAGGAGGCGGGCGAGAGCGGUGGGGAGGGCAUCUUCCGUGAGCGGGAUGAGUUCGUCAUCCGAGCUGAGGACAUCCCUUCCCUCAAGCUGGCGUUGCAGACCGGGCGUGAGCCACCUCCAAUAUGGCGGGUACAGAAGGCACUGCUGCAGAAAUUCACCCCGGAGAUCAAGGACGGCCAGAGGCAGUUUUGUGCCACUAGUAACGUGAGUCAGCCGACGGGAGUGAGGACCCGGACUGGUCUCGCGGCACAGCCCACCACCACCGCCGCCCGGCUGCCCAAGGCCCGGCCCAGCAAGGUGAAGGCGGAGCCGCCCCCGAAGAAGAGGAAGAAGUGGCUGAAGGAAGCCGCGGGCAAUGCGUCGGCGGGCGGGGGUCCCCCCGGCAGCUCCUCGGACUCGGAGUCGUCCCCCGGAGGGCCCAGCGAGGACGAACGGGCGGUCCCUGGGCGUCUGCUGAAGACACGGGCCAUGCGGGAAAUGUACCGGAGCUACGUGGAGAUGCUGGUCAGCACAGCACUUGACCCGGACAUGAUCCAGGCUCUGGAGGACACGCACGAUGAGUUGUACCUCCCACCCAUGCGGAAGAUUGACGGUCUCCUGAACGAGCACAAAAAGAAAGUCCUGAAGCGGCUGUCGCUGAGCCCAGCCCUACAGGAUGCCCUGCACACGUUCCCACAACUGCAAGUGGAACAGAGUGGGGAGGGGUCCCCCGAGGACGGGGCCGUGCGGCUGCGGCCGGCCGGGGAACCUUACAACCGGAAAACGCUGAGCAAGCUGAAGAGGAGUGUGGUCCGAGCCCAGGAGUUCAAAGUGGAGCUGGAGAAGUCAGGAUACUACACGCUCUACCAUUCACUCCACCACUAUAAGUACCACACCUUUCUCCGCUGCCGGGACCAGACAUUGGCCAUCGAGGGCGGCGCUGAGGACCUGGGCCAGGAGGAGGUGGUACAGCAAUGCAUGCGGAACCAGCCCUGGCUGGAGCAGCUUUUCGACUCCUUCAGCGACCUGCUGGCCCAAGCACAGGCCCACAGCCGCUGUGGGUGA